CUCAAGGCAGAGUGGCAAGUACGUGAGUGAGGCUCCAAGCUUUGUUGAUCUUUCCUUUACAGGCAUCAACUGAAAAACUUCAACCACCAUGAACUGGGGUUUCCUCCAGGGGUUGCUCAGUGGCGUAAACAAGUAUUCCACGGGAUUCGGGAGGAUCUGGCUGUCCGUGGUCUUCCUUUUCCGAGUGAUGGUCUAUGUGGUGGCAGCAGAGAGAGUGUGGGGCGAUGACCAAAAGGACUUUGAGUGUAACACCUUACAGCCUGGUUGCUCCAACGUCUGCUAUGACCAUUACUUCCCCGUCUCACACAUUCGGCUCUGGGCAUUACAGCUGAUCUUCGUCUCCACCCCAUCGCUGCUGGUGGUUAUGCAUGUGGCCUACAGGGAGGAGAGGGAGAAGAAGCACAAGAAGAAGUUUGGGGAAGAUUGCUCUGCGCUGUACGAAAACACAGGGAAGAAGAAAGGAGGGUUGUGGUGGACUUAUUUGUUCAGUCUUGUAUUUAAGGCUGGGUUCGAUAUCACUUUCUUGUACAUUCUUCACAUGAUGUAUGAGAAUUUCGACCUGCCUCGCCUGGUGAAGUGCACCAUGGAUCCUUGCCCCAACACCGUAGACUGCUUCAUCGCCAGACCCACUGAGAAAAGAAUCUUCACUUACUUCAUGGUCGUAACCUCCGCCCUGUGUGUGCUCAUCAACAUCUGUGAAUUGAUGUAUCUCGUCAGCAAGAGGGUCAUGGAAAGCUGCUGCUCCCCCUACUGCACACGGAGAAGCUCGAGGAACAUGAUUCCGAUGAAGAUGAAGUCACCCUCAUUCUCCUCCAACAAGAAAAGGCCGACUGCAAAUUACAAUGCAGAAAACAAGAUGUUCUUUGGAGACCAGAGCCCCAACCCGAACAUCAUCAUUCAUGGUCAAGACAUGAAAAGUCCGUCAGCAAACAAGUCCAAGUGUUGAUUUAUUUGGCUUAUAAAAGGUAAUUAGAACCCAAGUCAUUCAAGAGCUGCAGAGUUCAAUCAUUCCUUCCACACAAACUCCCCGACUUCAGC
Callorhinchus milii (elephant shark) is the source of this 1038-nucleotide messenger RNA. Its product is annotated as gap junction beta-4 protein. Gene Ontology annotation, cellular component: connexin complex. Lineage: Eukaryota; Metazoa; Chordata; Chondrichthyes; Chimaeriformes; Callorhinchidae. Bases 89 to 946 code for a protein of 285 amino acids. The transcript has 2 exons. Gene Ontology annotation, biological process: cell communication. The record is from RefSeq and is a predicted model, not a curated record.